ACUCUCUCUACUUCUGAAGUUACUCUGCUCCUCUACCUUUCUCACUUCCAACUAUUCGUACCCUGCUCUCUUUACUGCUGCUGUCUGUUACCAAGAGUUGUCUUAAUAACAUGGCGCUGGUAGCAAACCCAUUGGUGUUUCCGAUCACCUCAGGUGAAAUCAGUUAUGUGUCUGGACAGGUCCAACUGCAGAGCCCGGGAUUUCAGACUGGACAUGGAACUGGAAGCGAAACCCGUUCGAGGAGAUCGAACAGAUCAUCCAGCGACGAAGCCCCAGUCCGAAGUUGGGACGGGUUUCUUGAAGAAGACCUCCGUGCUGGGGGACCAGACCUACCGGAUCUUCCUUGUGAAAAGCUACCGAUCCCCGACACUCACUCUCAAUACGAACGCUUGACAGGUUCAGCUCGCGUGCGUCUGUGCGAGGAUAUCUUGAAGAUUUGCCGACAGUACGACCUGGAUAUCCUGGAGGUUGAUUUCUGUGGUCGUCGCUGCACUUUCAUGCCAACGAAGAUCCCGAACUUGACCGUUCUUCUGUUGACCCGCAGGAAACCCCACUCGGCGGGAGAAUGGAUCAAGGCUGCACGUGCAGUUCGAGGCCUGCUGCACCAAAAGGGCAUAGAGAAUAUCAAUGUCGAGAUCAUUGAUCGCGCGCUUCUUCGGCCCCUCCAGCUGAGCCCAUGCACUCCCAAAGAUGACAUUUACUCCAAGUGGAGUGUCGUACGCGAUGAGAUAAUCCACGCAAUCCGGCUCAAAGAUAUCCGAUACAUCAGCUGUUGUAGGGCUGGAUGUUCAGAAAAUAUCGAUGAUUGCCCGGUCACGGUUCUAUUGGGAGUCAAUCCAAAGAUCCAGGAGUGGAAAGUAACCCGUGAGAGGGUUGUUACGAUCCUGGAUAAGCACGCACUAACCGGUGUUGGAGUCCUUAUCCGCAAGGACUCCAUCACCCGUAGUGUCGAGUCAUAUGAGGGCCCAGCCAUGGAAAACUUCUUGGAGGGUGCCCCGGCUAAUAUGGGAUUUAGCCUGGCCCCAGGAAGGAUGCAGGCCUCACGUGGAACCUUGGGGGGCUGGGUUGAGCUCCAGAACCCUAGAUCCGGCCAGUGGAUCCCUUUCGCUCUGACAUGCACACACUGUGUGCUCCCCGUGGGUCGACACAAGUCCGUGGAAGAAGAGAAGGUUCUUCACACUUGGGAGAAACAAGGAGUGCCGUUCGGUGACUCAACGGCGGGCAAAAUGCUCACCGUUGACAGCCCGAGCAGGGACGAAAUCACGACACUCCUUGACGCGUGGAAGGGACAGAUACAGAGCUUGGAGGAUGAUCCGCUUUACAAACGGGUGCAGGCUGCCCACGAGAAAGAGGACUUUGUGAUCCCUCGCGACCAGGCCCAGUGGGAAAGCAACAGGAGAGUCCUGGAUAUCCUGAAACCCAAACGCGAUGGUGUCAAGCUGUUCUUCCAGAAGCAGGGGUAUCUGUUGGGGAGCGUUAUGGCGGCAUCGGGUUUGGUGGAGAGACCCCUUGCCAGCGUUCUGCGAAUGGACCCAAAGGCCUCUCCAUCAACUCUUGACUGGGCCCUCGUUCGGGUGAGAGAAAACCGUCAUCCCGGUGAGAACACGAUACCACCCGACGCGAAGCAGAAAUUUCAGGUCGUCUUCGAUAAGCUGACUGGGUUCAAACACGGGGGGGAUAUCAAAGCCAACAGUGUGCUCAUGAAAGUCGGGCAUGCAAGCGGGGCCACCGCAGGUUUCUACAACAAGUUGCUCACUGCAAUGAUCGCCACUAGGAUUGUUGAUGGAAAGGAGACCCCCAUGGUCACCCAUGAACACUCCAUUUACCCGUCGGUCACAAAAGGAAAGAGGAGCGUCAUUGAACACGGUGACUCGGGAUCGUUUGUGUUCGACCACAGCGGAGCUGUGGUUGGGAUGGCCUGGGGGGGCAACGCAUAUGAGGACACCGGCUAUUUCACGGAGAUCUCCGACCUCAUUGAAGACAUAAAGAACCAGACGGGAAUCAGGGAAAUCCGACUCCUAGGUGGAAGCUACUGAUGUUAUCACUCUUGACAAACCCUACGACCUCUACGCAGUACGAGGAAAAAGGCAGGGAGAAACGAAUGAUCGAGGCUCUGACUGUCCUUGCUUGAUGCAGCGCCGUUAGCUGAAAAAAGUUUAAAUUGGUCUUUUUUUUUCUUUUCGUGCUCUUCUGAUGCUCUUAUGUUUUCUGUUCUGUUACUCAACUAUUAUUCAGUUGUUUUCUUGUGUUCUGCUGAGGGCGGGAUCUGAAUAUCUUAGAAUAAAAAAAAAAUUAAU
Messenger RNA from Aspergillus heteromorphus CBS 117.55, 2297 nucleotides. RefSeq lists its product as uncharacterized. The record is from RefSeq and is a predicted model, not a curated record. Bases 111 to 2036 code for a protein of 641 amino acids. Lineage: Eukaryota; Fungi; Ascomycota; Eurotiomycetes; Eurotiales; Aspergillaceae. The transcript has 3 exons.